Messenger RNA from Ostrea edulis (European flat oyster), 8203 nucleotides. RefSeq names its product alpha-tubulin N-acetyltransferase 1-like. The coding region runs from base 93 to 1460 and encodes 455 amino acids. The record is from RefSeq and is a predicted model, not a curated record. Gene Ontology annotation, cellular component: microtubule. Lineage: Eukaryota; Metazoa; Mollusca; Bivalvia; Ostreida; Ostreidae. Gene Ontology annotation, molecular function: tubulin N-acetyltransferase activity. The transcript has 9 exons. Gene Ontology annotation, biological process: alpha-tubulin acetylation.
UCUCUGUUUGCCUUGGAGCCGAAGAAGCCAAGUCACAACAACGAUGUGCAUAUGAAAAUGACGUGGAAUUAAAAGACAGAAAAACAGGAAACAUGGAAUUUCCAUUUUCAGUGAACAAUUUGCUUGGUUCCACGAUUUCAAAGUUGGACAACACUUUAACACCUUUCAGAAAAAAUGCUGAUGGAUACGAUGCAAGGCAAUUACGGAGACAGCUUAUUGAAGUCAUUGAUCGGAUGGGGGAAGCAUCUGCUAGGGCUCAGGGUCUUAGAACCAUCAUUACAACUGGAAGAAAACUGGAAUUAUCGGAUCAUACCCUGUAUGUUAUGCGAGAUGACCAGUUAAAUAACAACAAAGGUGCCGUAAUUGGAAUAUUGAAAAUUGGACAUAAAAAGUUAUUUGUGUACGAUACAAAAGGUCAUGUUCAUGAAAUGGAGCCAAUUUGUGUUUUGGACUUUUAUGUUCACGAGUCCAGGCAGAGAAUGGGGUGUGGCAAACUUUUAUUUGAGUACAUGUUGGAGGAACAGAAUAUUGAUCCUCGUCAUUUAGCCAUAGAUAAACCAUCCUUUAAAUUUAGCCAGUUUCUCUACAAGCACUAUAACCUGAAGGCAGAACUACCACAAGUCAAUAACUUUGUAGUAUAUGACGGUUUUUUCAAUGGACGAAAUUUGGACAAUAACUCAAGAGGGAGAAGAGGAUAUUCUAGGCCUCCUUUACAUCCAAACUCAAAUUACAAUAACUCUGAGGUCAAGGCUGGUAGAAGACAAGGAUCAAGUAACUAUAGAUACAGAAGCUCCCCAUCUAGUCAACUAGAAUCAGACAGUUAUCAGCCCUCACAUCGCUCAUCCCCACGGCGUGGGGAAAACAUGACCCCAGAUCUGAACCCCACUCCUCCCAGAGCUCCAUCACAUAUGGAAGUUUUGGAGAGACUUAUGAGUGACAGAGACAAAUUCCAAGAUAUAAGGGGUCCCUCUCCCUCCACCAAACACAGAGCUUAUGGUGCAAGUGCUUCACAAUAUAGUCGGCACACCGAAACACCCCCUGAAGCAGACUUACGACCUAAUACCACCUCUUUGCUCAACUUACAAAUCAGGGGUGCAGGGGGAAGAGGAAGUCGCCUCUCUGCAGACAGGAAUCAGAACUCCGAUGGCAGUGGUACUCCACCUCUACUACAGAGAGAACCUCCCCUCAACUUCCAGGAAAAAGUUAAUCUUCAUCAGGAUUACAUGGGAAGAAAUGGUCGUCUCAGAGUAACAAAAGGAAUUCCUUCCAGUUUACCGUCCAUCAACAAUAAUCAAAACAAUAUCCAGAAUGGUGACAAUCCAGGGAAAAACAUUCUAGCAGGAAUUCCCUCCCCUUGGAAAGGACAUUUUCCUACCAACAGCAAUUGGACAGUGUAUGGAACACCCAAUAACUAUCAAACUAUAGGUUCUAGACAUUAUAGCCAUACAAGACUGUGGUAAUUAAGAAGAGGUGAUCGAAAUACAGAUUCAAAGUUAUAUGCUUUCCCAGAAGCAUUUUCAAGUCAGAUGCAUGCAAUGACUAGGGAUGUCAAAAAUUGCAUUUUCCUUAAAGCUAAUAGUCCAUACAGUAAGUUAAAGCAGACAUUGAUGAGAUCUCUGGUAUAGACACAACAUAUGAAUUAAAAACGCUUAAGUAUAUCAUUGAUAUCAGUUUUUUCAAUAAAAUUAGUAUGUAAUUUUUAUCAAGUACCUUUUGUACUAAUUGUUAAAGACGAAAAACACACCAGAAAAAUCUUAUAUGGAUGGAAAGUGGAGGGUUAAUACAGUAAUAUUUUGAAAUUGAAAAGUUUCAAAUUUUCCUUAUUCAGUUUUAAAAAAUGCAGUUUUAGUAGAAAUAAAGUAUUUCUAAAAAAAAAAAAAAAAAAAAAAAGAAUUUAAAACCCCUGCCAGUGAUUUUUCUACUUUUUUCAUAAGGAGCCUGGACCUUUACGAUUGGGAAAAUUCUUUCUUUUAAAUUUUUAGAUGAUUGGUCUUUGUUUAAGUGAAAAAUACACAUUAAAAUAUGCCGUAUGUAAAAAUUCAAUUUAACAAAAACAAUUGGAUAAAGAAGGCAAUUUCAACUGGGAAAAAUUGGUAGUUUUUGAUAGGGGAUAAAGCCUAGCUGUAUUCGGACGUAAAUUGGAUGUAGAAAAAUCAGUGCUUGCUAGACUCGAAUGCACGAACUACAGAUCAGCAGUCAACACAUAUCAAAGGGCUACUGAGGUACCCUGAGUUAGGCAGUUAGAUUUAAAAACAAUAUGCAUAUAUUGCUGAUAUUUAUAAUUUUCAAAAGGAAGUCAGUCAUUAUGAUAAUGUAUUAUUCCUCCUUAAAGGUUUGAAAAAAAAUAAAAGAAUUGCUAAGUAUAUGUAUAGUGGUGGUAUUUGCAUUCAAAUUUUGAUUAGUGCUAUUUUUCAUCAAUUGUUUUGGUUGUGUGCAGUUUGAUUUCUUUCAGCAGACUGUUGGCUACACACGUUUGAUCAUAAAUGGAUAAAUUUUUGCAUAUCUUUUUUUUUGAAACAGAUUGCCGUAAUUUAAAAAAAACAUUUUUUCAUUCAGAUAGCUAUAAAGGACAGAAUUUAUUACUUACACUAAGAAGCAGCUGUGUUAACAACACUGCAGAUUAUUGUAAAGCUUUACUUUGUAUUCAAUAUACAUGUAAUAGUACAUAUUUAUGUGAGCUGUCGAUGCUUUUCAUUAUCAUGUGCAAUGAUGAAAUGUAUAUGUCUCAAAAUGCUUUUCUUGUUGGAGUUCUUCGAGAGAGAAAAACUCAAUAUUUGUAAAUGUGCUAUCAUAAGUACUGUUCUUUAAUACUUGUUUAUUUUCUUCAUGAAGAGCAACUUAAAUCUUAAUCUGAUAGUCAGCAUCUUGCAGGAACUCAGAUCAUGUGUCUUGUGACUUCUCUGAACAUUAACCUCUAUUCUGAAACACUAGUUCGCUAUUGUACCAAAUGACUAGUCAGUUCAUCUGCUCGCCUCAUGUCAUCAAAUUCUACAUUAAAUACCAGUUCUGAAACUAUUUUGUUUAAUUUACAAGUUGAUGCAGACAGAAAAAUCAUUUAAGGUAACUCCAUACUCCCAUUAUUAUCUGAUAAAAGAAUUUAUUUCCAUUUAUUAGAGUUAAUAUAUAAGUAAUCACAUUUUAAGGUGUGAGACAUACGUAAACAGAAUCAGAUGCCAAUGUCAGAAAAUUAAUUGUUAUUUUCCUUAAACAGCAUGAACAAAAUUUCACAAAAACUGGUUAUAAUGAUAUAAUAGUAUUCAUAACAAUUUCAUGAAACUUUUUCUUUACAAAAUGUCUGUGAAAAAUAAAGGAAAUCUAUCGUAUAAUGGACAAAUACAGAGUUAUUGCCCUUGGAUUAAAUAUUUUUUAACACAUCAUUGAUUAUUCAUGUAUAUAUAACUUAGACUUUUCAAAUAUUUCAUGUUUAACAAGAAUUUUUACAAUAACUCUCGAAAAAGACUCCCACAAAAUCUAAGUUCUUAUCAUGCAUAAAUCUAAAUAAAUCAUUGAUUUUGCAAAAUCUUCUGAUGUCACAUGAGGGUGGAAUUACUUAAUGCAGAAAAUAAUUUCAGUGAAAAAAAAAGAUUAUCUUUUUAGAGCUUCACUCAGAAGCAGCUGACAUGAUAAUUUUGAAACUGCCUCCCAGUGUCUUCUUUUGAUAAAUGUAGUUUAUGUAACAGUAUUGUUUUUCUUUGUAUAGUUUGUAUACUGGUACACGUUCAGGCAUUUGUAUAUCUAUCUAUCUCUACUGUUAUAGUACUGAUGAAUGAAUUCACGUUUGUAUUCAUAUCUAUGUUCCAUUAUUUCAGUGGUGCUGUGUUUAAAAAUUUUUUGAAAUUGUUAAAAAAUCAAAUAUUGAAAAUUAAAACAACUCAAUGAAAAUCUACAUAUAUUGUAUAUUUCACGGAGUAGUGUCUUAAUUUCUGCACACAAUACUCUGCUGGGGUUAUGAUGUACCUUAAUUUUCAAAUAGUGCAUAUACAUCUGUGUACUCAUAAAACAUAAUCAAUAAUUGUUUUUCAAUAUUGAUUCUGUCAAAUAUCAAAGAUUGCAUGCAUUGGAAUUGUGGGUUGUUUUUUUGAUUGGAAUAAACAUGUAUAGGAAUGACUUGGUGAACACUUUGAAUGUGCAUUAUGUGCUUCUGUCUCCCUCAUGGUUGUUCAUGGUUGACAUGAGAUUCAUUAGUCACUGACUCAAACUUUUUAAUUGCUAUAUGCAAAGUAUUAGUUGUGUUUAUCACUUUUUGAGGCUGUGAAGGUGAGAUAUAAGGAAACUUUUUUAUUUUAAUAAUAUAUAAGAGUGUUUCCAAGCAUCAUUAUUGUAACAAACAUAUUAUCAGAUCUUUUGUUUUUUCAACUGUGUUCAAGUUAUAUAUUAAGCACUGCUGGCUACUGACCUUGUUAGGUUUUCAUAGUAUAUAUCACAAAAUUAUUUUUUUUAAAAUGUGCAUAUUACAAGAUGUUCAAUGGUUAAUUAUUAAAUCAUUUUUGCAACACAAUUAUUUUACUUAUAUGUAUAUAGAUGAUCUCUGACUAUCUGAUAAUAAGGAUCUUAACAUUACAAUGGAUCAAAAUCCCCUUCAAGAGGCACGUGGACCUUCACAUGCAGUCGCCCGAGUAUCGCACACAAAAACCUUGCGUGUAUACAAGAACUGUUGCAUGUUAAUGAUGCAGUGAGUGCAUCUUUCACACCUGGAAAAUGGAAUGGACAGAUUUUGUAAUCUAUAUCACCAAGUGCAUCUUUGUGCCAAGUGCAAGUUAAUUCUAAUGUCUCUGUUACAAUGUUAUUGCCUAAAUCAUAAGCUAAAUAGGAUUGAACAAAAGGUGGACCUGUAAAGACAGACAUGACAUUAUACAGCUGUAAUAUCUAAUUGUUUCCUGCAGGGACUAUAUAUAUAUAUAGCUAUUGGAUCAACUUAAUUAUACAGCUGUAAUAUCUAAUUGUUUCCUGCAGGGACUACAUUGCUUAAUCAACUUAAUUAUUUUGCUACAUGUACAUUUCCAAGAAAAAAUGAGAAGCCUAUAGUCUUGAAAAUAGGAUGGGUUUUUUUUUAACCACUAGGUGAUUCAUAUAUAGCCCUACCCUAGGGAAUGAACCUAUUACUCAGAACUUUCAAUCUUCAACCCAUUAUAAUUGAGUCUGUGGUAGAAGUUCAGUCUAGUUGUGUGAUGCCCAGGAUUUUAGGAGAUUCACUAUGAGCCAUAGAACUUUGACCUAACAUCAAAGGUCUCGACCUAGGUCAUUUUUAAGAUGGAAGACUGGCUUUUCUCCUCUUUUUACUACAUGUACAUGUUUUAAGAGUUAAAAAUAUAAAUAAACAAAUUUACACUAUAUACAUGUACAUGUAAGCCUUUUAAGAUCGAGCCCUGUCUUACUACAAUAAUCCUUGACCCAAGUGGUGAUGAGUUAGGCCAGUUUAUUUCACAAUUUGCAUAGGUUUUUCUCCUCAUUACUAUGUACUCAGUUUGGUUAAUAAUGUCCAGUAGUACAUGUAUUACAAAAAUAAUACAUUAUCACUGUUACUAAGGGCUUUGGAGCCCUACCCUGGGCUAGUACUAAAAUCCCUUACUCAGGGACCAUGAUUUUUUCAAUCUUAGAAGAGGAUUCAUUUGUUCUUUUUUUAUUACUAAUUUGCACUCAGUUUGGUCGUGUUUGACAUCAAGAAUUCAAGAAGACUCAAAAUUCAAUUUACACAUGUUCACUAUAUAAAGCUCCAUCUUAGCCCCAGAGCUUUCUUUAUAACUGCAUGUACUGUUUACUUGUGAUCAGUGUAGUUGUGUCAGAUGCCCAGAAAUUUUCAAAGUAACACUGUAUAAUUUUCACUCUAUAACCAUUAACCCCAGACCCAUGCACUGAGGGAUCAUAAAUUUCACACCUGUGUAGUAGCUAUCAUUUCAUUAUUAUAUUUUCAAAGAAAUAUUAUUUUCACUACAUGAAUCAUAAACCCCUGCCUUUGAUAGCAUCAGAACCCCAUGCUGACCCAGAUACCAACUGAAUUCUCAAUUUUGGAAUCAGUGUAUGGAGCGCCAGAUUAAAUUAACAUUAAAAAUUCAAACAAUUGAAGAUAUCGUUAACUAUUUGAAUAUAUCAUCAAUUUAAUUGUUGCUCUCUUCAAAUCAAUAUCAUUAAUCAAUGAUGCACAAUCAUAAAUUCUUAAUUUAGGAAGAGCACAGUUCUAUCUGAGAUAUCGUAAAGAUUCUGAUCAUUAAAUCAUUUAUAAUACCCAUCUCUAAAUUAAUUAAUUUUAAUUCAAAGUUUGAAUUCAUGAGCAAUAUUUCAACCACAUUCAUGUACACAUCAAUUAAAUUGAUGAUUGCAUCAAUUAAAUUAAUGCAUGUGCGUCAAAUCAAUUAUUGUGCACAAUAAUUGAUGUGUGCAUAAUUGAUAUGGCGAGAGCAAAUAUUGUUUUGAUGCAUGCAUCAAUUCAGUUACUGCACACAAUAAUUGAAUUUAUGAUACAUGUAUCUUGAAAUGAUUUAAAGGUAUCUUCAUGCAGUUGUUUGAGUUUAUGUUAAUAUGGCUCUCCGUACUUAUCACACCAGCUGAACAAGAUAAACACCAUAUGGAGGUGAUAAUGGAAUAUUGCUACAAAGAUAUAGGAAGUUGACGAUGGAGAAGCUGAGUCAUAAAGUCAUAUUGUAAACAUUAGUUUGCCAUUGACAUCGAAGAUAUGGAAGACUCUGGUGUCUUAUUUAGAGUUCACUGGGAUAUUUCAAAUCGAUAUAUGAAUGAAAAUGAGCAAUUUUUAAGGAGGGAUGCUGAACCAUAGAAAUUUGAUGCGGAUGAAAAGUGGAGGAUAUGUACAACAAUAUUUUGAAAUUGAAAACUUUCAAACUUACUAUAUUUAGUCAAAAAAUGCAGUUUUAGUGGUAAGAAAUCUGAAUAAAAAAUUAAAAACCCUGCUGGACUCGAACCCGUGAUCUACAUUUCAGCAAUCAACGUAUUAAACUGCUGAGCUACUCCGCAAGGCAUGCAAUGAUACGACAAAGAUAUUGCUGAUAUUUAUAUUUUCAUUCAUGUUUUAAAAGGAAUUCAGCCAUUAUGACAUUGUAGAGUACCUCCUUAAGGUAAUCUGGGACAUCAAAAAGACAAACAGUGUGUAUAUUCAUGAUUUAGCAAGAAGGCCACUAUAAAAUUCAUGAAAAUUCAUUGCCAAGUCAUCAGAGUUCUGGUUCUAGGGUGGGUAAAUUCAUAUAGUGAAAUGCAUUAUAUCUUUGAAAAUCUGCAAACUGAGCACAUAAAAAUAGUAGAAAGACAUAAAAAUAGUAGAAAGAGCAGAUUUAUGGAGUUUUGUAAAUGCUUUGGUCAUUAUAUAACGCAAGUUAUCACUGGGUCGAAUGCUGUCUGAUGUGUUUCAUACCAAUUGUUACGUCAUUUUUUUUACAUACUGAUUUUGACUACAGAUUGCUCCAUUUACAUGAUCAAGAUAUAGGGCACAGCAAGUGUGACAGGUCAAUAUGAGAUUUUUACUCCUCCUAAGCACCUGAUCCCACCUCUGGUAAGUUCAGGGGUCCGUGUUUGCCCUUUUCUUUUUUUGUAUUCUUUAUAGUGUAAUGGUUAGAUGGGUUCAAUCCCCAAUAGCCUGAUAGCUCAGUUGGUAGAGCACCUGACUGGAGAUUCAGGGGGCCUGGCUUCAAAUCCCUGUCUGGUUUCUUGCAUUUUCUCCCUUCCAGUAGCAGUUUGUGCAAUUGACCACCCUGGACUUGCAGUUGAAAGUCCUGUCAGGGGCAAAAAGAAUCUGGGUUGUAUGUCUUCGAUGGCAAAGACAAUUUAAGGAGGAAGGAAUGUAGUGGUCAGACAGGUUCGGUCGCUGGUGGUCAGAUAUCACCUUACUGGAGAUUCAGGGGGCCCAGGUUCGAGUUUUGGCAUCUCAACGUCCUCCAGCUUCACUGGAAUAAUGCAGUUUCUUUUUUCUUGGAUGUACUUUCGAAACGCUUCUUGUUCUUCAAACCAACACCAACCACUGUGUACAAAAUGUUGACUGAUCAACAUCACGAUUUUAUCUGACCCCUCCAUGGCAUUCGAGAUGUUUUCUACAAUUUCAGCUCCAGGAACGAAAUCACGGUCAGCAAAACAACAUUUUAUGCAAAAUCUUCUCUCAAUAUCCUCCAUCAAUUUUCUAGCUUCUUUUGUGUUUUCAGAACUGUAUACUAUGAAGAGAUCAUAUUUGUACUCCGUCAUCUUGAAUUUAACAGUUUAAAAC